Molecule: messenger RNA, 3810 nt
Organism: Sungouiella intermedia
Lineage: Eukaryota; Fungi; Ascomycota; Pichiomycetes; Serinales; Metschnikowiaceae
Source: the annotation of a GenBank genome assembly
AUGUAUUCGGAAGCAUUCGCAGGCUCUGCAGCUCUCUGCAUCCCCGAAGAUCAGAGGGUUUCAGUGGAUGUGAACAACUUAGGCGUAACGGUUGAGUCAAAGGACUCCGAGUUUGGAACUGCCAAUAUUCUUCAGAAUGUGUCAUUUGGACUACCUGCUAGCAAUAUCAUGGCUAUUAUGGGUGGAUCUGGUGCGGGAAAGACAACAUUGCUCAAUGUUUUAGCCCAAAGAUUGAACAUCAAGCAUACUACCAUGAAAUUUUCGGGAUCCAUUGACUACGAAGUAUCCAACACCAGCCAUUCAGGAAGGAUAACUACCGCAUACAUGCAACAACUGGAUGUAUUUUUGCCAGGCUUGACAUUGAGAGAGACAUUGGACUUCCAGGCUCAAUUGAGACUCUCAAGAUCUACAAGAUACGAGAGAGAACAGCUUGUGCUGUCGCUUUUGCUCCUUUUGGAACUCGAUCAUCGUUCCAACGAAGUGAUCAAAUCUUUCACUGGAAGAAUUAAUUUGUCUGGUGGUGAACAGAGGAGAACUUCGUUGGCAAUUCAACUUCUUUCGAAACCUCAACUCUUAUUCUUGGACGAGCCAACUACUGGGCUCGACACCAGUUCUGCCUUGAAGUUAGUGACUGUGCUAAGAAAAUUGGCCUCUCCGGAGAUCGGUAUUACAAUUAUUCUCCUGAUCCAUCAGCCGAGAAGUGAAAUUGCUGCACUUUUUGAUACAAUGUGUGUAUUAGCCCGUGGUGGCCGUUUAAUUUUCUUUGGCUCUUUGGAAGACUCAUCCUAUCACUUCAAAGAGCUCGAGAUGAAGGGUAUCGUGUCCCAUUCAGAUGCUGAUGAUUCCUAUCAGAUGUUGAACAAGAUUAUGUCCUUGUCUGUUAAGAACACAGCCUCCGCUGAAAAAGAGGAAGAAACCAGCAGAAUUGUAGACUCCAUGAUAAACGAAUGGAGCAGUUCCCAUGUCAUAGAAAACAAGUUGACUGCCGAGGAGCAAAAGUCACACUUUGCAACGAACUUGAAAGUGUUCAAGCCGAAAAAUCCUUUGCCAUUACAUCGUGAGAUAGCGGUAUUGACUAGAAGAACAUUCAUCCUUUCUUUGAGAGAUCGUGCCUCCUUAUUCGGUCUUAACGGUGGUAGUGCUUUAAUGGCUCUUAUUUUGGGUUGGAUGUUCUUCCAACCAACCCCGAAUUUAUCAGGAAUUCGUUCCCUUACUUCAAGUUUGUACACCAUGCUUGAGGUGAUCGGCUUCUCUCCCCUUGCUAUGGAGCUUGAGAGAUUAUGGUCUCACGAUGGUGUAUUUUUUUUCAAGGAAUAUCAGGAGCAAUGUGUUAGUAUCACUGGAUUCAUCAUAUCCAGAAGAUUGGCCAAGUUUGUCACUGAAGAAUUGCCCAUGAGUAUCCUCUUUUCGGUAAUCACGUAUUUUAUGUGGGGUUUAAGAUUGGGGGAGACUUACCUGGACACAGGCGACGGCUCCUACUUCGGCAUAUAUUUCGUUGUGACAAUGCUUACCGCUGUUCUUGCAACCACCACUGCAAUGAUGAGUUUUGCUUUGGGAAACGACUUUUCUACCUCAACUUUAAUCGGCAAUAUUUUCUACCAGAUCCAGAAUUCGGGGUGCGGAUACUUCGUCAAUGCAAAGACCAUGCCAGUGUAUGUUAAGUGGGUGAAAUACAUCGCUUAUUUCUGGUACGCGUUCGGUGCCUUGACCUCGAAUCAAUACUCAGAUUGGAAGGGUAAAUGCCCAUUCCCGGAGGGUGAUGCUCGUUGUAUUGAGUACACCGGAAAUUAUCAGCUAGAGAUUCUAGGUUUCCCUCAAAACUGGAUUGGUGCUCCAAUCGGCUACUUAUGCGUAUGGGUUUUAGGAUUUAACGUACUCAUUUGGGCAGCAUUGAGAUGCAGAAACUUUGACAUAUCAGUGGCUAAGAAGAAAAAGAACAAAAUUGGUGGCGAUGAAGAGCUCUCGCCAAGAACAAUUAUGUCGUCUUCUGGUUCUUUGAGUGAUGAGAAAGACUCCGGAAGCAAAGACCCUGUUAACAUCAAUGUUAGAAAUGUCACGCUAUCUGUGGAAGUGAAGGAGUCUCAAAGUCUUUUCGCUUCCAAAGUUUCUCGGACAUUGCUAGAUGAUAUUAGCGCUAACUUUAAAGCUGAUUCCGUCAACGUUAUCAUGGGCCCUUCAGGUGGAGGAAAGACAACUUUCUUGAACUUCUUAGCAUCAAGACUUCCAAGAACUUCAAAGUUUUCGAGAAACGGCCAUAUUUUCUUGAAUGGAGAUCAAGAAGUUUCUCCGAAACAGAUUUCCAAAAUUUCUGCCUACGUCACACAGCAAGAUAAUUUAUUGAUACCUUAUUUGACCGUCCGCGAAACGCUUUUCUUUCAGGCUCGUUUGAGACUACCAGAAAGAGAGCAUGCAGAUAUUCCAAGCUACAUCGCACACCUAAUGAGACAAACGGGUCUUACUGACUGUGCUGACACACCCGUUGGAUCUGCCACUGUUAAGGGAAUUUCAGGUGGAGAGAAGAGAAGGGUUUCAAUCGCGAUUCAGCUUUUGAGUCGUCCAAAGAUCUUGUUCUUAGAUGAACCUACUUCAGGAUUAGAUAUUGCUACUUCUGCUUCUAUUAUGCUGCUUUUAAGAGAUUUGUCCCGUACCGGCACUACUGUGAUUUCCACAAUUCAUCAACCUAAUCAGGAAACCUUUUCACAGUUCGACACCUUGACCUUGCUUGCUCGUGGUGGACUAGUCAUUUAUGACGGAGAUAUCUCCAAAAUUUCCAGCUAUCUAAAUGUUUUGGGUCACUCCUGUCCACCAAGAGUGAACAUGGCUGACUUUGUCCUCGAUUUGGUCUCCAUGCAAAUCGGAGAAACAAGUGAACAGUUCCAAUCUCGGGUUGACUAUCUUACCCAAUCGUGGGAAAGCAAGAAGAGUACUGAAGAGAGCGCUUUCAUUUCAGGAAAUCCAAUUGAUCUCACCAAAUACGGUGGUGCAGCUGUCAGUAGUUGGACUGCCUUUCGUGCUGUAUUUGGAAGACAAUUCACAGUAUCAUACAGAGCUACAGAUGUCAUGGUGACGAGGACUCUUCAAGCCAUUUUCCUAGCCAUUGUAUAUGCGCUCUUUUAUGCCCCAAUCAAAAACUCACAAGAUGGUAUCAGUAACCGUCUUGGUCUCGUGCAGAACGUUAUCAACUUGUACUUCUGCGGUUUGAUCAAUAAUAUUGGUCUCUAUCCCCACGAGAGAGAUAUUUUCCAUCAAGAAUAUAAGGAUGGAACUUAUGGUGUUGGAGUCUUCACUCUGGCUUACACUUUGGUUGAAUUGCCGUACGAAAUUUUUCCCUCCAUCUUUUUCUCCGCAUUGGUCGUUUUCGGGAUUGGUUUGCCUCGCACUCCAGGAAUGUUCUUUGCUAUGUUAUUCAGUGCAGUCGUUUCGUUCAAUACUGGCGAAUCUCUUGGUAUUAUCUUCAACAGUUUCAUAUCACACUUGGGUUUGAUCACAAAUGUUUUAGUUAACAUGUUCGUGAUAGCUAUUUUCAUGGCCGGAACUAUGUCAUUGCAGAUGCCUAUGUUUUUCAAGGCUUGGAACUAUAUCAACCCAGUGAAGUAUAUUGUUCAGAUCUGUGUUAAUAUGGGCUUUAGAGAUCAGGAUUUUGCAUGUCCUCUGGGAACUUGUGUGUUUUCAACAGGAGACGAUGUACUCGAGAUGUACAAUUUGAAGGCAAACUUGAACUCGGCUUUUGGUGCACUUACAGCAUGUCUUGUGAUUUACAGAGCCGUGGGAAUUGGCUUUGCCUACAUGAAAGCAAGAUGGUUUGUCUGA